AUGGCAAGAGGAAAGAAAAAAGUAGUAGCUGCUGAACCAGAGCAAAAUGAGCAGACUCGUUCCUCUUCACUACUUCACGCCAAAUCAGCCCAGGGCCUUCCCAGCAUUCUCGCAAUCGAGCGAUUCAUAAGUGGUAAGAAGAGCCAGAAGUCGAAUACUCACCUGUUCACCAUCAAACAAGAGCUUAAGGAGUCGUUGAAAGACUACAUUACUUGCAUCAAUGAAGAAGCGUUGCAAGUGGAGGACUACGAUGACAAGAUGGCACUCUCCGCUAUGUUCGGUGGUCUGAAAGAAGGAAGGUUCACCUUCUCUAUUGGGAAGAAUUUGCCAAAAAUGUUAGCUGACCUCAUCGUCAGUGCUCAAAAGUACACUAACGCCGAGGAGUUCUCCAAUGCUCGUAAGAAUGUUCAACUGAUAGAUCCAACUGGUAAGGGGAAGAGGCCUAGGAACGAAGAAUCUCAGCUGACCAGCAAGGGACCAGAUGACUGUUCCCCCAUGAUCGUUGCCCGAGCUGAAAACUGGAGGGAAAAUUUCGUUCCUACACCCCCCCUCAACACGUCCACCGAACAGAUCUUACUGGACAUCCGAGGGGUGAAACUUCUAAAUUGGCCUGUCUGCAUGAAGGCCGACCCAGAACAUCGAGACAAAUGUAAGUAUUGCCGUUGCCAUCGAGAUCACGGCCAUAACACAGCCGACUGCGUGGACCUCAAGGAUGAGAUCGAGACCCUUAUUUGUAAGGGGCAUCUGCGCUGA
Molecule: messenger RNA, 753 nt
Organism: Magnolia sinica
Lineage: Eukaryota; Viridiplantae; Streptophyta; Magnoliopsida; Magnoliales; Magnoliaceae
Exons: 2
Coding region: 1-753 (250 amino acids)
Source: RefSeq, a predicted model, not a curated record